Carassius gibelio (silver crucian carp) is the source of this 4481-nucleotide messenger RNA. Its product is annotated as proton-coupled folate transporter. NCBI's taxonomy places the organism in Eukaryota, Metazoa, Chordata, Actinopteri, Cypriniformes, Cyprinidae. The record is from RefSeq and is a predicted model, not a curated record. Gene Ontology annotation, molecular function: transmembrane transporter activity. Gene Ontology annotation, biological process: transmembrane transport. Bases 201 to 1595 code for a protein of 464 amino acids. The transcript is spliced from 7 exons. Gene Ontology annotation, cellular component: membrane.
AAUUCCUGAUAACAGAAUGUUGAGAGAGACAAUUUCCUCCUGUUCCAGCUGACGUGCAUGUGACUGAGUUUAGAGAGUCGCUUCGUCCACUAUUCCCUUUGGACCGUAGGAACACUUGACAUGGGUUUACUCUACCUAAUACGACUUUAAUAUUUUAAGAGACUGUUUCCUUUGUCCUUCCUUGUUGUGCACAGUCGAAUAUGUCGACAUGGGAAGAGAAACUAAGGAGAGUUGUUACAGUGGAGCCGGUGAUUUUUCUCUACAUGACCAGCACUUUCAUCCUAACACCUGCAUAUCAACAGAUGAUCAUCACAAAGGUGUGUCUACAAUUGCUCAAGAAUGCUACUAUCUGCAGUAACCCUGAGCACCACAAAGGAGAUGAGGAGGUUCAGGCUACAGCCUCCUACAUCCUGCUUCUGUUCAACGCCACCCUCAGCUUGGUCUCCAUCCCUCCUGCCAUAAUGCUGGGCUCCUGGUCUGACCGCGCUGGCCGUCGCUGGGUCAUGGCUCUCCCGUCUGUGUUGUCCCUGUUGAGUGGGGGGUUGCUCUUGGCUGUAGACUUGUUGGAAAACAUCAGCGUUUACUGGACCCUGAUGGCUGCUGCCCUAACAGGCUUGACUGGUGGCCAUGUCUCCAUUUUCCUCAGCUCAUUCAGCUACCUGGCCGACCUGACCAUGGGCUCCAGCUCCAGUCGCACUUUACGUAUGGCAGUGGCCGAGUCCAUGAUCUUCGUUGGAGGCUCAGUGGGCUUCUUAUUGGGUGGAUUCUUGGAGCAAGAAUUUGGACUCAAGGCAGCAUUCGGGGCCUACAUAGCCUGCCACGUCCUGGCAGUGCUUUAUAUUGUGCUUUGGCUGAGAGACCCUACGAUGGGAAAAAAUACUUGUUUAGCUCCCUGUGAAGAGAAUACAGUUGAGCAAGGUUCUCAUUCAGACAAGUCCUGGCUGUUUGUCCUGAAAUACGCCAAGCUGUCUUUCAAAGCAGUGUUCAAAAGGAGGUCAGAGCAGGAGAGACUGAAAUUGCUCUUUCUCAUUCUCUGCACCUUCAUAAAUAACCUGGUGGCUGUUGGGGAUCAGUCCAUCUUGCUGUUGUAUUUGAUGUAUGAGCCUAGAGAGUUCACAACUGCCCUGUUUGGCGUAUUUAACUCCGUGAGGAUGCUCUUGUUGGGCUUUGGUCUGCUGGUUCUGUUUCCUGUGCUGAUGAGGUGUAUGAAGGAUAUGACAUUAGCAAAACUCAGUGCUUUGUUCAGAAUCGCCUCUUACGUCAUUCUCGCCCUCUCGAACAACACAUGGAUGGUCUUCCUUGUUGCUGUAGUUGGUGCUCCAUCUGGGAUCAGCCAAGCAGUGAUUCGUUCUUUGUCUUCUGCCAUCGUGGGACAUGAUGAACAAGGUGCCAUGUUCUCCUUCUCGGCCUCAGUGGAAGCGACCUGCAUCCUUAUUGCUGCUACGAUCUUUAACGGGUUGUACCCCCUGACCCUGCCAACCUUUCCCGGGAUGCCCUUCAUCAUCAUGGCAGUCUUCACACUCAUAGUGCUCAUUCUCUUGCAGUGGAUUAGCGAGAUGCCAGCCACUCAUCCUCGACUUGUGCUUUCAGACUGAAUCUCCGCCUUCUGGGUUAUUCAAGUGGAUCCAUGAUUGGAUAUUGCACGCUUUUCUGUGGUGAACUGAUCUUCUCUAAAAGUCUUCAUGAAAAAAAAAAAAAUUUUCUUUAUCGUGAGGAACACAUCACUUACUGGCACAUAUUCCACCACAAACAAAAUUGUGUAAUUCAAAUGCAUUCACCUGUUGCACUUAAAACAGAUUCAUUUGUAAUAUAUGUAAGUACUGUAUAAUAAAAUAUAAAAUCACAGAAUGAUAUCAUGCAGAAAAGGCUUUCCCUGAGUUCUUUGGAGAGCUGAAAUGCAUUGCGGUCUGCCUGAGCAUGGGGUGAGAAAGCGUUAAUAACCUCUUAAUAAAAUUAGAACGGUUAAAGGUCAACUGCAGAAUUGGAGGAAGUAAAUGAAAAAUGCUGCCCUGAAUUGUUCUCCCCGAUAAGCCGUUUACAAUUACACCGAAAGGCCAGAGUCCUGGAAUCGUUCAAAAAUGAAAUACAUUUCAUGCCAUUAAGUUGAGAUUUAAGUUGAGUUUAAAAGUAUUUCCUCCAUUUGCUGGCCCACAGACAUCUCUUUGUGGCUCUUCUUUCUCAGAACUCAGAGGACUAUGUGGGUUCUGCUGUCAACCACACAACUUCAAUCAAAGAUAGUCUGUUGGGGAAGGAACUAAAUAUAGAAGGAAAGAUUAAAUGGGAGGCUUGUUUAUGGACUUUUGAAAAGAUACAUUUCUUUUCUCAAACUUUACUCAAGACAAUAUAGCAUUUCAUUGAAUGACACUUCUUGCUACAGCUUGUCCCAAUCAAAUCUGCCGCGUUAUGAUGUAAAACAGUGUCUUGAGGCUGCUUGAAAUUGACUGGCUGAUUGUGAUGGGAAUGAGAAUAGAAGAGCUCCCUCAACAGCCUUUGGAAGUUUGGAAACAUGCAAAUGCAUCCAAAUAGACAUUAAAGCACUAGCACAAAGUGAGCAGCGAGGAGGGCCAGCGUCUCCCAAAACUAGGCUGGAGAGAAUCUCAUUAUGAGCUGAUGCUACACACACCGCAAAUCUCAUUAUGAGCUGAUGCUACACACACCGCAAAGGCUUCCCAUCAGUUGUAAUUAUCAUUGGUACCCAGUACAAAUGCUGACAAGAUCAAUCUAAUCACGGCAGUGCAGCGUGACUGAAAUUGAAUUGUAUGGUAUUUAAAUGAUCAGAUUGAUACCAAAUGCAUCAAAAACGUUUCAGAAAACUGAAAAUGCAGAGUAAUCCUAACAAAGCCAUUUAGAGUGUGCUGGAAUUGAGACUCCGUUUUGUUCCUCCAAAAAUAAUGGAGGCAGUGUCAUGUACACAUCAUAAAGCUGGUGCAGCUCUGUGUUUGUUUCAGGAGACUGCACUGCCCUUGAGCCCCGGGUGCAGUUGAUGCUGACACCCACUGUAAUGAGAAAUAGAAGAUGCCAUUAAUUGCCUGGCAUGUAUCGUGAAGCGGUCGAAAAAGCCAUUCAAUCUCCGAGCAUCUCUCCGAGUAAUAUCUCUGCAUAAGUAUAGAAUGGAAUCAUUAUUUUUCAAGUCUUCCCUAAUUGUGGCUCUGAUCGAUACAAUUCUACACGGACGGAUGGAACUGUGGAGGACUUUCUACGGCUUUAUUGCAUCACUGCCUGCAUUAGUGCUGACCACAGGGGGGUUCUGUGCCAAUAGUGUUCGACAAAACAUAUCAUUUGAAUCCUAUUGAGUGCUAUAUUGAGGCUGUUUUAGAUGGAAAGAGAGAUAUCAUGAUGCUAUCAUCUUGCAAUUUGGAAGAUUUAUUAUUGAGUUCUUCCAAAUUUUCUGUGCAGAUUUUAGGUGGAAAAAAUAAAUAAAUUUAAAUAUGUUAGUAAAUGUUAAAUAGAAAUAAAUGGCAUGAUAAAGCCAAUAUUUAAUAAAUGCACACACAAGGGAAUGUAUAUCACUUGUGGAUUAUGAGAAUUUCGGUGCUGUUUAAAUCUACACACACACACACACAUAUUAAUAUUUAGAUUGUAAUUUAUAUUGAAAUUAUUGUACAUACUGUACUUGAGUGUGUGUUUGUGUGUGUGUUAACCAUUAGUUGGUAACCAUAGUUAAAGUCAUUUAAUUCAUCAUGAUCUUAAUCACAUAAACAAAAUAUUAUUUUUAAUUUUAGAUUUGCAUUUAAACAUACACACAUAUGUCACACGUAUGGUCUUUAUAUUAGAUACUGUAUAUACUACACAUGCAGUUAAAAAAGUAAUACAAAUUUUGUACCAAUUUUAUGAAUCUGUAAGAUUAGAUUUUUCACUAUUUAAUUCAUAUAAUUUUUAACACAUGAAAAAAAAAAGAAAAGAAAAAAGAAUUAGUUAGCACAACUAGACAACUUCAGCUGUUUACCAUACUGUUUAUUUAACCCACAGGUUAUGUAUCUUCUAUGUUUAAUUACUUAUUAUCUUCCCCUCUAAGCAGGCACUUGCACAGAUGCUUUAAUAAAUGUACUAGUCUGCUGUUAGCGUAAAUUUUAUAUGUUACUUUCUUUGUGUGAGAAUUUUUUUUUUCUACAUAAUAUAGUUAAACAAUAAAAUACCGUAAAAAACACGGUAAUGUUUUAGGUUUUACGGGUUUAUUUUAAAUGUACAGUUAAAUACAGUGAUUUCAUUAACUGAUAUAAUGUUAUUAUGCCAACCUGUUGUAGUACUGAAAUCUGUUUUGUACCUUUGUAAUACACCAAUAAUCACCAAAUGCAGAAAGACUGUGAAAAAAAAUGUGAAUAACUAAAGCCCAUCACAAGCAGCUUUCAAUAAAAUGCAUACAAGGUGCACAGUGUGAUUCACAAAAGCACUAAACACCAUCAUGGUGAGACUCAUUAAACUGAAAUAUGCUUAAAACAUAAAUUUUACAACAUUAUAUGUAACAUACAACCCUAAUAAAC